Messenger RNA from Talaromyces amestolkiae, 543 nucleotides. RefSeq lists its product as uncharacterized. Gene Ontology annotation, molecular function: structural constituent of ribosome. Gene Ontology annotation, biological process: translation. Lineage: Eukaryota; Fungi; Ascomycota; Eurotiomycetes; Eurotiales; Trichocomaceae. The coding region runs from base 1 to 543 and encodes 180 amino acids. Gene Ontology annotation, cellular component: mitochondrion; ribosome. The record is from RefSeq and is a predicted model, not a curated record. The transcript has a single exon.
AUGUCCCUCUCACAACUCGCACACGUGUGCUCUCACCUCAACAACGUCACCAAAGCUCGUCUGGGCCUCACAUCUAUCGUCGACACAAAAAUGCACCGCAGCCUAAUCCUCGCCAUGCAACAACAAGGUCUAAUCGGCAGCAUCGUCCGGGGCGGCCGCUCACCUCCUCCUCCUCAUCUCCUUCUCGGCCAACCCACCGCAACAUCCGCCACUGAUGCUGCCACCGCAGCAGCAAGCGGCGUAAUUGAAACCGAACCUGUCACACAAGCCAACGUCGCGUCAAGACGGCUCUGGCUGGGCCUGAAAUACUGGCAAAGCGAGCCCGUGCUCGGUAAAAUCACACCGGUUAGCAAACCUACAAGACGAAUCAUUAUGGAUCUCCCGGCUUUGCGUAGAGUCAUUCGCGGGUCAAGAAGUGGUACCGUCGAGGGAUUGCGGUCGCCGGGCGAGUGUCUCUUUUUGGCUACGGAUCGGGGCAUAUUAGAGGCCAGACAGUGCGUUGAGAAGAAGAUUGGUGGUGUGGUUUUGUGUCGGAUUGAGUAG